Drosophila eugracilis is the source of this 977-nucleotide messenger RNA. Its product is annotated as transmembrane protein 222. Lineage: Eukaryota; Metazoa; Arthropoda; Insecta; Diptera; Drosophilidae. The transcript has 2 exons. The record is from RefSeq and is a predicted model, not a curated record. Bases 182 to 778 code for a protein of 198 amino acids.
UUAUACCCUCGAUAAGUAAAUACACAGGUGUAUGUUGGUGAAUUUUGUUUGUGCCGUACACAUACUCCCAGCAAUCCGUGAAUUUCGUCUGGUUUAUAUCCCCCUUAUCGUAUAAUUCAAGCCAAAUCGGAAAAGUUAGCGACCGAUUUUGUGGACACAACGACCGGAAAGACCUGUAAUAAUGUCGACGAACCCAAGACCCCAACACCAGCGACAACAGUCAGAGGACGUACAGAUCUCGAUGGGUGGAUCAGGUGGAGGUUCUGGCGAUGGCGUCCCUGAAAGAUUACCGCCGAUUAGCGAAAAGGAUCAGCGAUUUCCCUACUGCAUCGUCUGGACCCCCAUUCCUGUGCUUACUUGGCUGCUGCCCAUGAUUGGCCAUAUGGGCAUUUGCACCUCGGCCGGAGUGAUCCGUGACUUUGCCGGCGCCUACUUUGUGUCGGAGGACAACAUGGCAUUCGGGCGACCGACUCGGUACUUACGAUUGCACCCCAAGUACGUAGAAGGCGGUAGCUACGCGUGGGAUGAGGCUGUGUCCAAGGCGUCAGUGCUGUAUGGAACCCGUAUUCACAACAUCUUAUGCGACAACUGUCACUCGCAUGUGGCCACGGCUCUGAUAAACAUGCGCUACAACAACAGCACAGGAUGGAACAUGAUCAUCCUCAGCAUGUGGCUCUUUGUCUGCGGGCGCUACGUCGGGAUCGGAGGCUUCAUUAAGACCUGGCUACCGUUUGCGAUACUCCUGACCGCCUGCAUCCUGCUGGGUGUCUACUUUUAGUGACUAAGAAUACGUUAACUUUACUUUUAAAUAAAUGUUAAUAUGGUGUAGUUUAAUAAAUAAAUAAAUAUAUGGCGUAGUACUGUUCGGAAAAAUGGUCUUAAAUGAGUGUAGCUGAGUCCAUUAAGAUAAUUCGGCUUUAACUCUUUAUCUUUGUGUUUUUGUAUAGUGCAAUCAAUAAACUGAUUAUUUAUUUAUA